AUCGGAGCGCUCGUAGUACGCACACGACGUCACUCGCGACGCGAUGACGUUCGGACGUUUCGCACGAGCCGGCGAGGUAACGUGCGUGAGAGAGCGGGUGUUUCAGUGAGCGGAGCGACGCUUCAAAACGGGCUGCGACAGAAAAUCGCGUUCAGUAGCGGGACGCGCUCCGUGUCGGGUGGGUGGGUGGAAUUCCCUUUCUCGUCGUUCAUUCGCGCUCGAGUGCACGCGGGACACGUUGGGGACAAUCAUCGAGUGAAUGAACGGACACGCGUACCGCGACGAUACGCGAUGUACUCGUCCCUUCGCACCGCCGGGAAGAGCGACGACGAAUGAUUGAUCUGCGUGCACGGUAGCAACAACCGCGGUUUUCAACAUGUCCAUGAAGAAGGAGUCGCCUUGGGACGUGGAGCUGCACCUGGCGGCAGCACGUGGGGAUGCCAAACGUCUCCGCGUUUUGCUGGAUUCCGGACGCGUCCAUGUCGACUGCAAGGAUAAGGAUGGCACGACACCCUUGAUACUGGCUGCAGCCGCUGGCCACAUUGACGCCGUGACCGAGUUACUACAUCAAGGAGCAGACCCUAACGCCAAAAGGCUGACGGGGACGACGGCUUUGUUCUUCGCCGCUCAGGGUGGCUACAUGGACAUCGCGAGUCUGCUUUUGGAGCACGGCGCGAUCGUCGACUCGUGCAGCAUAGACGGCGGCACGCCGCUCUUCGUCGCAUGCCAGUACGGUCAUUUAGACGUCGUGGAGGGUUUAAUAGAGAGAGGCGCCAGUCCGAACGCACACAUGAAAGAUGGCGCUACGGCGUUGUUUAUCGCCGCCCAGAACGGCCACCUCCGUAUCUUGGAAGUCCUGCUGGAACACGGGGCGAAGACCGACGCGGCGAGGACGGACGGCGCCACGCCUUUGUGGAUUGCCGCGCAAAUGGGGCAUGAUCACGUUGUGAGGAGGCUGCUGAAAGCUGGCGCGAAGGUCGACGCCACUAGACACGACGGUGCGACCCCGCUUUUCAAAGCCGCUCACAAGGGUCAUACCGCUGUCAUCGGCGAGCUACUCAAGUAUCGUCCUUCACUCGGCGUGCUGCCAAAUGGCGAAAGUGCAUUGCACGCCGCAGCCUUGACGGGACACAUGACAGUCGCAAGACAGCUCGUGGGAGCAGGAGCUGAUCCUUUGCUCGUAAAUCAGGAGGGCAUUACGCCGUUACAGUUGGCUGUCAGGCAUUCGCAGACACAGGUCGCCAAUUAUCUUAAGGACAAAAGCCGAAGUAACAGCAGCACCUUUGGCAGGGGAUUUUUACAAGACGUGCACAUACAAAUAGCCCAGAACAAGAAGCUCAAGGAACUGUUGGACGAAGCGGAGGAGAUCCGUGGGCUGAUCCAGCUUAUAGGGGAGAAUUCCUCGAUCGUGAAGGACUUGCAAAACAAUAUUCUGUCGCACACGAACAAAGAUAUACAGAAGGAAUUGGAAGCUCGCACCUGCACGAUCUCGCAGACAGCCUUCCGCGUUCAGCGAAAGUUACGAGAUUUAGGAAAAGAUAUCACUGCCAUUGACGAUUUGACUGUAGCUAGUGCAAAAGAUGGACCGGCGUACACGAGAAUCAAGAUUUUGCAAUAUACAACAAUGCUGCAGCUGUACUCGGAGAUUAUGGAGAAUUACAAUACAUCAUUACUUAGAUAUCACGAUAAAUGCCUCUUGCUUUUGCAGCAGCAACGUUUACUAUUAAGGCGACAAGUAACAAGUGAAGAACUAGACCAUAUGCUUGAUGCUCAAGAAACUAGCUUGUUCGUCGACAAUAUUCUGGAAGAUAGCAAAGUUGCAAGACGACAGUUGUCCGACAUAGAAAGUAGACACAACGAUGUUUUAAAGUUGGAAAAAUCAAUCGCAGAAGUUAAAGACUUGUUUGCGGAAAUGGCAAUUUUAAUCGAGAAACAAGGAGAACAAAUUAAUAAUGUGGAGUAUUUUUCCAACAAAACAACAAAUAACAUUGGCGGCGGUCGCAUUCAACUCAAAAAAGCAGAAGAGAAGAGCAGUACAUAUAAGAAGAGGAAAAUCAAGAUCGCGAUCAUCAUAAGCGUAAUAAUAAUAAUAAUUCUCUUUUUAUUUCUUACUAUUCCAUCGUAAAAAUUAGAUGACAUCUUAUAACAUUAUUUUAUACGAGGUACAUUUUACAUGGACAAUCCCCAAGGUUUAUAUGAUAUGAAUAUAAAAAAAUAAAAUAUAAAAAAUAAAAGACACUUACGUUCAUGUUUUAUUAGCA
Dinoponera quadriceps is the source of this 2261-nucleotide messenger RNA. RefSeq names its product ankyrin-3. Bases 377 to 2125 code for a protein of 582 amino acids. Gene Ontology annotation, cellular component: membrane. Gene Ontology annotation, biological process: vesicle-mediated transport. Lineage: Eukaryota; Metazoa; Arthropoda; Insecta; Hymenoptera; Formicidae. The transcript is spliced from 16 exons. The record is from RefSeq and is a predicted model, not a curated record. Gene Ontology annotation, molecular function: protein binding.